AUGACCGACGUCCCGAUCGGCAACUGGGACCAAUUAGAGAUCCCCCGCUUGCUCCACUCGACGCCUUCCGCCAAGCCCGCUGCCGGCCAAGGGCAAAGCAACAAAAGUUUGUCCAAGGAAGGCAUGGUGACGAUCUCGGUCUCCCACCCUGAAGCCAAGGGAGGACGGUCUGGCAAGUUCAAUGAGUGGAAUGAGGCGAAAAAGCUGGAAGAGCCUGAAUCCAAGCCUACACAGGGCUGGGUUGCAGUUUCUUCCGCAGAGUCCAUUUCGUCGUGCGGCGGUCGGUGGGGCCUGCCCAUCAAGCAGAGAAAGUCAACAGCAGGUGGUGGGGAGAACUCCACGGCGGUUUCCCCACCACAUGGCCAUCCGUCCCGCAUUGACAUCGACGAGAAGAGGCACGGUCAGAGGCGAGCGAAUCGUGCCUCGGCCCAAUUCUCCGGCCGACGGGGCGCUGGCCGGUUGUUUGCAUUCCACGGGGAGGGCACGAACAAGAAGCUCCAUCUUUGA
Thermothielavioides terrestris NRRL 8126 is the source of this 507-nucleotide messenger RNA. RefSeq lists its product as uncharacterized. The transcript is spliced from 6 exons. Lineage: Eukaryota; Fungi; Ascomycota; Sordariomycetes; Sordariales; Chaetomiaceae. The coding region runs from base 1 to 507 and encodes 168 amino acids. The record is from RefSeq and is a predicted model, not a curated record.